Molecule: messenger RNA, 2595 nt
Organism: Hypoxylon fragiforme
Lineage: Eukaryota; Fungi; Ascomycota; Sordariomycetes; Xylariales; Hypoxylaceae
Exons: 5
Coding region: 204-2327 (707 amino acids)
Biological process (GO): protein transport to vacuole involved in ubiquitin-dependent protein catabolic process via the multivesicular body sorting pathway
Cellular component (GO): ESCRT-0 complex
Molecular function (GO): phosphatidylinositol binding; ubiquitin binding
Source: RefSeq, a predicted model, not a curated record
CAUAAAUCCUAUUGACUUUCUUACCAGUUACAACUACCAAAUCGUUAUUGAACCACGAUAACUCAAUACAUUUCUACUAUUUGGAUCCCUUCGUCCGAGGCGCAACAUUAUAAGAUCGAAUAAAGGGUGAAUAAUUUUACGUCCAUAUCGUUGAGCAAGCCGGAUUCAUCGGGAUAGUCAUUCGCCCCCUCUCGCUGCCCAGAAUGUUUCGGGGAACAGCAGUCAAUCCAUAUGACGAGGUGAUCGCCAAGGCGACAGACGAGAACCUCACCUCUGAGGAUUGGGGAGCUAUUAUUGAGGUCUGCGACAAAGUAGGAAGUGAUUCGAAUGGCCCCAAUCAAGCAGUUCAAAGCUUAAUCAAGCGCUUGGCGCAUCGCAACGCCAACGUUCAGCUCUAUACUCUUGAGCUCGGAAAUGCCCUCUCCCAAAAUUGCGGCAAGAAUAUGCACCGCGAGCUUGCCAGCCGCGCGUUUACCGAUGCCCUCCUUAAGCUUGCUAAUGAUCGCAACACCCAUCAACAAGUCAAGGUUAAGAUCCUUGAGCGAAUGAAGGAAUGGUCCGACAUGUUCAGCACGGACGCCGAUCUUGGUAUCAUGUACGAUGCCUACUUUCGCCUCAAACAAACCAACCCCACGCUGCAACCACCCUCGGCUCCGCAGAAGACUGGCCUUACCGAGCUGGAUCGUCAAAAAGAAGAUGACGAGCUUCAGAUGGCUCUGAAGCUCUCCCUUCAAGAAGAGGAGAAGAAGAAGUCUAUACCCAACAAUACUGCCGUGGCAGGACCGAGCUCAGCAGCCGGCCCCAGUGCCUCUCCUGGACAACCGGAAGUGAUCAUCUCUCACCCAACUGGCACAACUGCCGCCACCGUGUCGCGAGUUCGGGCCCUUUACGAUUUCGUACCAUCCGAACCUGGCGAGCUUGAAUUUAAGAAGGGAGAUAUCAUAGCAGUGCUGGAGUCAGUCUAUAAGGAUUGGUGGCGCGGAUCGCUCAAGGGAAGAACUGGCAUUUUCCCUCUGAACUAUGUUGAGAAGCUUGCGGACCCAACUCCUGACGAGUUACAACGUGAAGCACAGAUGGAGGCCGAGGUGUUUGCUGAGAUCAAGAACGUCGAGAAACUCCUUACCUUGCUGAGCACAUCCAAUGCGUCACCGAGAGAGGAGGACAACGAGGAAAUAUCGAAACUAUACCACCAAACCCUAGCGAUUCGACCCAAGCUGAUCAAGCUGAUCGAAAAGUACUCUCAAAAGAAGGAAGACUUCACCCAGUUGAAUGAGAAGUUCAUCAAAGCGAGAAGAGACUAUGAAUCGCUCUUAGAGUCUUCCAUGUCUCAUCCGCCUCAGCCAAACUAUCACCAGUAUGCACCAAGACCACUCAUGAACCCUGGUUACGGAGUUCCUGGUGGUCCAGGUCCAGGUCCCAGCCCGGGCCAAAGUUUCGUUCCGCAAGGCCCGCCACCUGUGCAACAGGAGCCUCAAAGGUAUUACACCCCUGGACCUCAAGGCCCCCCUCCACAAGAACAGAACCAAUUCCAGGCUGUGUCACCGCCCCCUAAUUUCCAACGACCAACCCCGGCGCCCGCACCGUUCUAUCUUCAGGGAGCAGAAAUUCCCGCUCAGGCUAACCAACCUCCGCCUCAGCAGUACCCGCCUAGAGACCAGCCUUCGCGAGUAGCCGCGGGGAAGCAACCAGCUCCUCUGCAAACAUCGUCACCGCCUCAAAACUAUCAGGCGUAUUCACAGCCUCCCCCGCAGGCAGGGCAGCGACCUCAAAGCACAUACGGCAAUCCACAAGAAUUAGCCACCUCUGCAUACGACUCCCCCGUUGCAACUACCAACAACCCUGGCCGACCCGCCGAUCCCUACUCCGCUUCCGUCUACUCUUCAGAGGACCCAUAUGCUACGAGUCCGACAGCUCCAGCUCCCCUAGCGCCCUCCGCUCCCACAAUGUCCCCGCCAUCCGUGCCCUCCGCACCGUCCGGCCCCGCUCAAAGCGUCCCAACAGCUCUGACUGUCGGCAACCAGCCAUUGGCACCAUCUCAGCCGCAGUAUAUGGCAUAUAACCCACGUCGAGAGCCAUCCCCCCAGUCACAAGCGCCUCCUCAGCCAACGGGGGCAGCACCUCCGAUCCCACAAGGGAUUCUACCUCCGGCUCACGUGAUGACGCCGCCUCCACUACAUCCCGGCGGACCGGCAUUCGAUUCUCGACAGUCGCUGCCGAGCCAGAUGUUGCCGCCUCAGCAAGCACCGCAGUACAAGGCCUACGCACCGCCCGCCGGAAACGAGCCGAGCGCGCCCCAAGACUUUUACAGGCAGAACGCAGCAUACUAGUGGGGAAUAAUGGCGAUGUAUAUUGGGUUUCUAUGGAAGAAGGAAGAGGGUUUUGAAUGUCGUCACCACGAUGAUAUUAUCCGGUCAUUGAUGCAUAUGGUCUAACUGGUAGGGAGUUGAAGGGUAUACCGCAUGCUUUUGAUUCCCCCAUUGGCCUAUAUCUAGGAGUAGAUUACUACCCAAAUAAUAAAAGCUGUACCAUAGAUUUAUUGUGGCUUCUGAAUUUGGCCGUCUUGAAGUGUAAAAUGAUUUCUACUUUGAUGCCUUG